Messenger RNA from Arabis nemorensis, 1014 nucleotides. NCBI's taxonomy places the organism in Eukaryota, Viridiplantae, Streptophyta, Magnoliopsida, Brassicales, Brassicaceae. The record is from the annotation of a GenBank genome assembly.
AUGGAGAUCUCGAAAACCCUUCUGCUAGUGAUUUCUCUUGUUGCUGCAACUUGUUUCUUGCACGCCAAGGCAGCUGAAGUUUACUGUGGCACCCCUUACACUAGAUGUUACCGCAAGUACAUUCAGUGUCCAGAGGAAUGUCCAAGCACAACCGCUAUGAACUCCAACAACAAAGUUUGCUACGCCGAUUGCGAUAGACCCACUUGCAGAUCCCAAUGCCGCAUGCGGAAACCGAAUUGCAACGGGCCUGGAUCGGCCUGUUACGACCCGAGGUUCAUUGGUGGAGACGGCAUUGUCUUCUACUUCCAUGGAAAGAGCAAUGAAGAAUUUAGCCUCGUCUCUGACUCUGACCUUCAGAUCAAUGGUAGGUUCAUUGGCCACAGACCAGCUGGUCGCGCCAGAGACUUCACAUGGAUCCAAGCUCUUGGAUUCCUCUUCAACUCCCACAAAUUCUCCCUCGAAGCCGCGAAAACCGCCACUUGGGACAACGAAAUCGACCAUCUUAAAUUCACUUUCGAUGGCCAAGAUCUAUCCGUCCCUGAAGAAACUCUCUCCACCUGGUACUCACCAAACAAGGACAUCAAGAUCGAGAGAGUGACAAUGAGAAACAGUGUUAUCGUUACAAUCAAGGACAAAGCAGAGAUCAUGAUCAAUGUAGUUCCAGUGACAAAAGAAGACGACAGGACCCACAACUACAAAGUACCAUCAGAUGAUUGUUUUGCGCAUCUCGAAGCUCAGUUCAGAUUCUUCAACUUAUCACCAAACGUCGAUGGAAUCUUGGGACGAACUUACAAACCGGAUUUCCAGAAUCCUGCUAAGCCUGGAGUCGCAAUGCCGGUAGUUGGUGGUGAAGAGAGCUUCAAGACUUCUUCACUUCUCUCCAAUGACUGUAAAACUUGCGUCUUCUCUGAAUCACAAGCAGAGAUUGAUUCUGUUAAGUCAGAGAUUGAAUAUGCAACUUUGGAUUGUACUCGUGGAGCGUCAGCUGGAUAUGGAAUUGUUUGCAGGAAGUGA